This is a messenger RNA of Tripterygium wilfordii, 794 nucleotides long. RefSeq names its product actin-depolymerizing factor 1-like. Gene Ontology annotation, cellular component: cytoplasm; actin cytoskeleton. Bases 194 to 613 code for a protein of 139 amino acids. The transcript is spliced from 3 exons. Gene Ontology annotation, molecular function: actin filament binding. Lineage: Eukaryota; Viridiplantae; Streptophyta; Magnoliopsida; Celastrales; Celastraceae. The record is from RefSeq and is a predicted model, not a curated record. Gene Ontology annotation, biological process: actin filament depolymerization.
CUAACACGAUCUUAUUUAGUGGAGAGGGAGUCUUUGAUCGUCUUAACUCUUAACUUUCAUUGCUGCGGUUGAAGCUGAGUUGGGAAUACCGGAAAGCCAAAGAAGAAAUCCACGCGUGUUUCUGGUUCAAGAGUCCAUUACUUGACAGCCAAUUUUCGGUUCCCCUGGGAAGUUUCUCUGAUCAAUUGUAACAAUGGCUAAUGCAGCAUCUGGAAUGGCUGUGCAUGAUGCCUGCAAGCUAAAAUUUUUGGACUUGAAGGCUAAAAGAACCUAUCGCUUCAUCGUUUUUAAGAUUGAGGAGAAGCAAAAGCAGGUUGUGGUGGAAAAGCUUGUUGACCCAACUCAAAGUUAUGAAGAUUUUGCUGCAAGCCUUCCUGCUGAUGAGUGCCGAUAUGCUGUCUAUGAUUUUGACUUUGUGACGCAGGAGAAUUGCCAGAAAAGCAGGAUCUUUUUCAUUGCGUGGUCUCCAGAUACUGCAAGGGUGAGAAGCAAGAUGAUUUAUGCAAGCUCAAAGGACAGAUUCAAAAGAGAGUUGGAUGGUAUUCAAGUGGAGCUGCAGGCAACUGAUCCAACUGAAAUGGGCCUUGAUGUCAUUAGGAGCCGUGCAAAUUAAAUGAAAUUGUACGAAUCUCAAGAGUAGAGAAUCUCUUCUGCUCCCUGCAUUACUUUUUAAGCGAAAUGUCAAUAGUUUUAGGGGUGGUGAAUCUGGCUGAAUUAUGAUACUGGUUUGCUGUUUUUGACCUUAUAGUGUUUCCUUCAUCUGGGAACCCAUUCGAUAGUCUCGUUUUCUUUCU